UAUGGCAGAGAAAACAGAGGAGGUGGAUAAUUUGCGGACAGAAUUUGAUUGGUUGCUGAAAGAAGAGGUACAUCGGGUAUUCGAUGAACUUAAGACGAUACUUAAAGAAUGCUGUAACAGAUUCCCUGUAAUGAUUUACUCAGGCAACAAUGAUGAAAUUCUACAACCAGAGAAGUUUAUACUUGCCAGUUCAAAUGGAACCCAAAACUACAAGUGCAUGGUUACCAUUCUGGGAGAUAGCAUUUGUGAGGCUGAUCUGAGCCUCAGAGUCAAUAAACCCACCCCCGCCAUACAAAAAUCUCAGUUAACCCCUGGGGAAACUUGGCGACUGCAGCAGGUCCAGGAUGCAGGGAACCACCUGAUGAAUGCACUUACUCUGGUCAGCAACAUUGAGAAAUCUUACACCUUUAAGACAGGACAGGAGGUGGUACUGCUACUUAACGAUGUUACUUCCUGCUUAAAUAGAGGGCGUGCCUGCCUCACACUUCCAAGGAAAAAGUCAUUAGAAGAACUAGUACAUAACAGAAAUAUGAAGAUUUGGAGUCCCCCAGUGCCAAAUGAUAUUGUGCUCAGCUUCUACAUUCAGGCUCAAAAGCUAGUCCUCGGUGUAUACCAACUCCAGUUGAACAGUGCUCAGAAGUUAGAUAUUGGUGCUAAACACACAAUUGAAUGCUCAGUACCUUGGUUAAAUGAUGCCAUUGUCCUAUACACAAUAGCAUUACAGAGAUGUCAACAGCUGCUUGAUAAGGUGAACUUAUUUAUGGAACUUUUUGAAUCAAGGACUGCCCUUUAUAAACAAACCACCGAUAAACUGGAUUCUGACCAUAUAAGGAGCCCAACACUAAUCAGCUUUGAAACUUAGUACUCAAUAUAAAUGAAUGAUACUGUAAACUUUGUAAAUUUUGUGCAAAAUUAUUUCAUGAAUGUUCCUGACAAAAGCAUUAUUGAGUCAGAAAUACAUCCUUAGAAAAGUUUAUAUGGGCCUACAAAAAUGUUUAGCAAUAAAGUGGAUAUAGACACUUCAUUCGGAAUUAUGGAAAUGGUGAACUGAAAAUCCAUGUGAAAAUGCUGUAAAUCAGUAAAAUUUUAAAUGUUAUCACUCAAAAUUUUCAAGGUUUACAGUACAAGUUUGAUUCAGACAGUCAGGAAUUUACAAAUGCUGCAUGAAAAGCAAUAAGCAGAAAGUAAGAGAUUUUGAUGUAUUCAAACAUAACAUUGAAUAAACCACACUACCUUGGACCUUCUCUUUUUCAUAGUCGAGGAAGAUCACAUUCACCAAACAUGGACUGUAGACUACAGUGAGAUAUUUUUCAAAUCAAAAUACCCUUUCAGAGGCCAUGGUGACAUAUAUAUUUAAUUUUAUUAAGGGUAGGCCAUACAUGAGCCUGUGUUAAGUGCAAUACCCGUGUCCAUUUCACAGCAUUAUUUGUCUUAUUGUAUACCCACGACGACUGUAUAUACACAUGCAAUAUUUCAAUAGUAAUGAAUAUCAGUCAACCUCUUGAAUACCAGCCUCUAAUAAAGGUUUAAAACAAGAGCAUUUUUCUUCAUUUCUAAAAACACAAUAUUUGAUGUUUGAUUUCACAGGAAUAGUAAACAUGGACCCAGUACAUACAUUUUAGAACAUAAUUAGUGUAGAUUGGAUGAAAGUUGUCAAAAUUAGAGCAGUUUUAGAAUUAGAAUUCCAUCUUUCAAAGAUCCAAAGUAAAGAUCUAUAUUUAAAACAUAUUUGGAGCAAUAAGAGUACAAAGAAAGAAGGUUAUGUUUUCCAAUUAAUUUUAAUGUAUGAACUGUGUGAAGUACUCAUAUGGAAAUUGCCUAAUAGGCGAUGUACAUACUAACUGUAAAUGUACAUUU
This is a messenger RNA of Owenia fusiformis, 1857 nucleotides long. The record is from the annotation of a GenBank genome assembly. Lineage: Eukaryota; Metazoa; Annelida; Polychaeta; Sabellida; Oweniidae.